Molecule: messenger RNA, 3323 nt
Organism: Condylura cristata (star-nosed mole)
Lineage: Eukaryota; Metazoa; Chordata; Mammalia; Eulipotyphla; Talpidae
Gene: DIRAS1
Product: DIRAS family, GTP-binding RAS-like 1
Exons: 1
Coding region: 62-658 (198 amino acids)
Biological process (GO): signal transduction
Cellular component (GO): plasma membrane
Molecular function (GO): GDP binding; GTP binding; GTPase activity
Source: RefSeq, a predicted model, not a curated record
GGUCAGCCUGGAGUUCUAGCAGCUGCGCGAGCCGCCCCAGCCCUCACCCCCCGCCUGGAAGAUGCCUGAGCAGAGCAAUGACUACCGAGUGGUGGUGUUCGGAGCAGGUGGUGUGGGCAAGAGCUCCCUGGUGCUGCGCUUUGUGAAGGGCACCUUCCGGGACACCUACAUCCCCACCAUUGAGGACACCUACCGGCAGGUGAUCAGCUGCGACAAGAGCGUGUGCACCCUGCAGAUCACCGACACCACGGGCAGCCACCAGUUCCCUGCCAUGCAGCGGCUGUCCAUCUCCAAGGGCCACGCCUUCAUCCUGGUCUUCUCUGUCACCAGCAAGCAGUCGCUGGAGGAGCUCGGGCCCAUCUACAAGCUCAUCGUGCAGAUCAAGGGCAGCGUGGAGGACAUCCCGGUCAUGCUGGUGGGCAACAAGUGUGACGAGACACAGCGGGAGGUGGAGACCCGCGAGGCCCAGGCCGUGGCUCAGGAGUGGAAGUGUGCCUUCAUGGAGACGUCCGCCAAGAUGAACUACAACGUCAAGGAGCUGUUCCAGGAGCUGCUCACCCUGGAGACGCGCCGGAACAUGAGCCUCAACAUCGACGGCAAGCGCUCCAGCAAGCAGAAGAGGACAGACCGCAUCAAGGGCAAAUGCACCCUCAUGUGAGCUCCGCGACCAUGACCUCUCCAUGGCAGCCGAUGGCAGCCGCUGUCCCCGCCCGCGCCUCUCCCAGAUGCCCGAGUCCUCCCCCUGCUCCCCCCUGCUCCUCCUCUCCUCUUCCUCCUGCCAGUCCUGUCCCCUCUCCCUCCUCGCUCCCCUUCUCAUCUCUCCCCCCUCUCUCCUCUUGUCCAACAUCUCUGCUGAGGAAACUGGGUCCCCGGCAAGCCUGAAGAAGGUCUGGCCCCGUCUUUCACUCUGCCUCCCCCUUCCUUGCCCUCCUCCCCGCCCCCCCGCCUCUUGUCCAUAACCUCCAGAGCCUCGUGUUGGAAGUGACCCCUUGUUCUGCACAUGGGAAAUAAGGAGCCAGCAAGAGAAGAAGCUGCUGUCCCAGUCUGGCCAGAGGAUGCUGAGAUCUCUGUGUCUCUGAGGACCCCCAUCUCUGCCCCUGUUCCCUGGAUGCCCCCAGCCAGACCUGCAGCACCCCUCAUUAGAUCACUGUGACCUUGCCGGGGAGGGAGGGUGAAAUGCACAUGGACCUCAGCUUUUCUCUUCUCCUGGGUGAUGAUGAACGUACAUUCCUUCCUCUCCUUCCAUUUCUCAGACCCCUGGCCUGUGCCCCCAGCCCUGGGUCCCAGACCACCCCCAUUGCCCCUUCCCCACAGCGUGGGGGAGGGGGUCCUUGCGGGAUGGGCCUCAGGCCACCAGGCAAUAACCACAGGGUCUGCAGCAGUGCCCCGCCAGCCUGGAAUCCCACUCCUUGCCCGGGACUGGCCAGUGGCCACAGCACAACCUGGGGGGCUGUCCGGUGCAAACAUGGGGGGCUUCUGAAACACAGCCAGGCUAGAGGUCUGCUCCUUCCAUUGAGAAAGAGAUUGGCAUGGGUCUUUAACACCAACCCCGGGGCUGCAGCAUCUGAGGUGCCAGGGAGGGGGUUUGCUGGGUCAUGGUGGGCAACUGAGCCCACCGUGGCCAGGCCUGCGAGGCUUGUGCCCUGAGUCGGAGUGUACUGGCCACCUGGAGAGGCUGAGUGCUCCGUGCAGUGUGCUGACGGCUACGCUCAUUGACCUCUGGAGCUGUGGUGGACGUUUAAAGAUGACAUGUCGACACGAGGUGGGGUGACCUCGGCAGCGUGCGUUUGUGCAAACUGGUGUGCAAGGGAAGUAGCUUGUGUCUGAGUGUGUGUCUGUGUGUGUCACUGUCACUCGGAUGGCAUCCUCAUGGGAUGGUCAGCGUGUGUUCUAAAGGCAUGGGGUCAUGCAUCACCGGUUGUCACAGGAUUGGAUAGCGCCAUAUCCCACAUCAGAAUUCUAGGCCCAGGACAGACAGUGUCUACCGUGACCCUACAGGCUGGACCACGUCCUGGGUGUACACUAGUCUGUCCCCUCUGGGCGUGUGUCAUCACACUCAGUGCGGUUUGCACAAUGACAAAACUGCCCAGUGUCACAAUUCCUAGAACACACACAAUGCAAGUGACUUAUUUGUCGUGUAUGACGUAAACCUUUGCACUCACAUGUAUGUGUCUGUAGGGACCUGUGCUUAGGGGAGUGAGGGAAAUGCUCUAUCGGAGAGCAUAUGUAAACCCUCUUGUAGAACACAAAGCUGGUUUGAUUCUAGCCCGGUGGCUCUCAGCUUCAUCGCUACCCAUCAGCCAUUGCUGCCUAGCAGAUGACCACAGACUCAGCAACUUGAAAUAACACACGGCUCCGGGUGUUGGGGGCCAGGUGUCUGGAGGUGGUUGGGCUGAGUCUGGUACUCAGGGUCUCACAAGGCAGUGUCUGUGGGUGCUGGUUGGGCUGAGGUUUCAUCUGAAGGCCCAACAGGGGAAGGAGCCACUUCCAUGGACACCUGGGGGGGGGGUGGUUUCCUGUUAUAGCAAGGCUGAGGUCUUCACUGCACACUCACCUCCCUGCCAAGUGGGCCCUCCCUGGGGUGACAACCAGUGUCACCCCAAGCUGUGUGUGUGCAGCUGUGCACACCUGCACACUGGGACUAAACUCCGGGAGUGUGCAUGAGAGAAAGCUGCUGUGUGAGUCUUGUCAGUUGUAGGUAGGAGGGACUGUUUAUGUCCAUCUUGUUGGCAAUGUGUUUGUUUUUCUCUGUGUUCCUGUGACUGUUCACUCUACAAAUGUUUACUGGGAAAACUAUGAGAGAGUGGGAGUGGGGGGGGGUGUCACCACCCAAUGCAUGGACUCGCCCAUGUAAGAGCCCGUAGCAUCCUGUCUGAACACAGUGAGCCCCCUUCUCCUUGGGGGUCCAGAGCCCACCAGCAGCAGGUGUCCCCCUCCCCCACCCCGGGGGUGGUUCCUGGGCCUUGAAGGUGCCGGAGAGGGUGGGGCUGGGCAGGGGCCUGCAGCCCUUUCUCAGGGACAAACCCUGAUAGCACAAUCUCCCUGGGGCCCUGCCCGCCUCUGGGUCUCUCCCACCCUAGACCCUGCCCGCCCCAGGGAGAGAGAGGCUCUGCACAGGGGGAGGCUAGUACCUGCCCAGCUGCUGGCCAUCCUGCCUGUGCACCCUUGUUUCUGGGGACUGAGCCAGGCCACGCUUGCUGUGAUCCAGCCCCUGCUCCUUGACAGCCCCCCUCGCAUGUGGGUGCCCCCUGCCCCCUGUCCUGGGGGGUCUGUGUAGCAUUUGCUCUAUAGUCUUCCUGCAAUAAAAAGUGGGUCCUGCAUUA